CUCUCGGGCGGCGCUUCAUCGGUACGACAUCUUGGCCGGCAUGUCAUUCGCAUUCGCGUAGCAAGCUUAGUCUCUAUGGCAGCAUCGCCUAUUCUCAACGUCCUCGUUGUGGACUUCCACCAUGCCCGCGGGCCCGAAAUCGAGUACUGCUUCCCACAAGUCGAGGACGCCGAUCGGCCCAAGUCUUGGGAUAUCCUCAGCUUCCAGGCUUUGCCAGAUGGCUCGCAUCUGCAUGAUGAGGAUUACUCCUACUUCACUGUCAUCACGGGUGAUGCGGAUAUACCAACAGCAUUUGGCAUCUCCUGUAACCGUCAACUCAAAUCAGACACACUCCUUCGUAAGAAGGAAGAUGUCACGCGCAGUACAAUACAAAAGGCGAUUGUUGUAUUGACAUCGACGCCGCACGUCUUUUCACACAUCAAGGACAAGCUGGGCGCAGUGACUCGGGCAUUCUUCGCUCAGCGCGACUUUGACGAUUGCGAGAUUUUGCGCGGCUUUUACGAUUCCCUUGUCGCGCGGCUGAAAGCGGGUCAUGCAGAUGAAGAUGCAUUGUACACUGGUAUGCCUGUCCGACAGCUCAUUCAUGAUUUCAAAUGGAAAGUGCUCGUCAUGCUCAAAGCGCUCCUGCUUGAACGACGCAUCUUAUACUUUGGCACCAAUAUCGAGCAGCUUUGUACAGUGCAAUACUCCGUGUUAUCGCUCGUCCCUGGUUUACUCGAAAACCUCAAAUACUGCGGAGAUCCAAGCUUGUCGGAGCCUGAAGAUGGCACACGACAGCGCAAGCACGAAACAGUGCGUUCAAGUGAUCGUAAGAGUAUGUUGCGAUACAUGGGCAUGCCACUACAGCCUUUCAGCAAAGGCGCUUUCUUCGGGCCCUAUACGCCUUUACAACAAGUGGACUUGCUUGAAGAUCCCGACACGCGCUCCUAUAUGAUUGGAUCAUCCAACAGCCUCUUUCUGCAUGCGAAAGAGCGGCAUUGCGACGUCCUCAUCAAUGUAGAUACGAAGACAAUUGAGUUACUGGACCCGACACUACGCCCUGCGCUCGCCUUGUCUGGUGCCGAUCGAAAAUGGGCAGAUGCAGUGGUACAGCUUGUUGAGGAGGCGUGGGACCCGAGCUUCCCAGACAUGCCUUCUACGCGCACCUUUUCAGGGAGUGAGGAAGAUAUUCGGAACUUGUUUGAACGAUACAUCUUUGCCCUCUGUGCAGUUGACAAGUACAACACUUAUACACAACGUCGCAAUAAACCGAACGAUGGAGCACGAUCGCCUAGUCCUGAAGCAUUGCUGGAUAUUGAGCAUGAAAUUCAGCUCAAGGAUUAUGGGACCCUCUUUCUCGAGCACUGGCGCAAGACGGAAAAUUAUCGCUUAUGGUCAACGGCUUGCGAUGACGAAUGCUUCGAUAUUGCUGAACCAAGGCAUCCUGUACUUGAACGCGACUUGACAUUGGCGGAUGUGCAGCAACGCCUUGUGACUGCCGUAGGAGAGCUCAAGUUGGACGAGCGUACAGCACAGACGCGACAGGCCAUCAAAUCAACUCUGGCGCAUGGCAGUGUCAAAGUUGGCAAGUUUUGGCAAGAAAAUAUGGAAGCGUUGCAACGCAGAACUGCAGCAACGGCUUCAGCUCCACCCGAGUUGAAAGAGGGCUCCCUGACUGAGAAGGCAGCAGACAAUGCACCCCCGCCGUUGUUGCAAAUGCCAACACAGGAAAUUCAAGUUGCAAAAACAUACUUGAGUGGCUUCAAGUCUCGCUGGCAACGUGCCUUUACGGGUACUUCAGCAAACAGUACGACUGUUGAAGGUUCAUCGACGACGACAGCGCCACAAGUCAGUAAACAGAGUUUGGACCUACCUCCAACACCAGACAUGAUCGAUUCGUUGCCCGCUGGUCGGGUUGGCGGUAUGCGCGGGUCGAUGCCGGUUCAAGUGGACAUGUCGCUUUUGGUUGCUGAUACUAAUCAGCGGCCUAGCUCGUCCCCUGCCGUUGUCUCACAUGCUCCUGCAGCAUCUUGUGUCAAGAUGGAAGGAGCACGUCCUGACGAGCCAGCGACUGAGGCUGCGCAAACGGUCAAGGAUGCGCCGACGUCCAUCGCAGGACUGGAACAGCUUAGAGAAGGACAAAACUAAAGGGGCAGAAGUCAUUGUAGCGUAGAAAAAUUGUGCUAUCGCUAUGCUUAAUCAUUAGAACUCCCUAGUCUUCAUCAUCAUCGUCAGAAG
Messenger RNA from Protomyces lactucae-debilis, 2217 nucleotides. Its product is annotated as transport protein Avl9-domain-containing protein. NCBI's taxonomy places the organism in Eukaryota, Fungi, Ascomycota, Taphrinomycetes, Taphrinales, Protomycetaceae. The transcript has a single exon. The record is from RefSeq and is a predicted model, not a curated record. Bases 76 to 2127 code for a protein of 683 amino acids. Gene Ontology annotation, cellular component: cytoplasm.